CUGGCUGUGGGGCGCGCGCGCGCGCCGCCGCCGCCGCGUGGGUGGCGGGCCGGCCCUCUCUGGUGGAGGUCGGCGGCGGCGGCGCCCGUCGGCUCGCCAGUUCUCGCCCCGGCCAUGCGUCAGAGCGCAGCGUCCGGCCGGCGCUAGUGACCGCCCGCGAGCGCCGCCCGUCCCGCCGCCGGCCGUUCCGCAGACCAUGCUGUCGCGCCGGGCGCUGGCCGCCGCUGGCCUGUGUCUGCUGCUCUGCUGGCUGGCGGCUGUGGCCGCCCAGCAGCCGCGGCGCCGGACGUCGCUGCUCCAGCUGCUCACGGCCGGCCGGCAUAGCUCAGAGAAGCGCUCGUUCGAGAGGCGGUUGGCGGCGCCCGCUCACCAGACGUGGCGACAGCGGCCGCCGCCGGCUGCCGGCGCCGUGCCCGCCAGCCAGCAGGCCUUUGUGCGCACCAGUCGAGCCAGCAGCCGGCCGCAGGAGUAUGACGUCCCCAUCAUUGAGUGUCCCCCGACGGAGGAGGGGAUGGACCGGUUCGCGUGUCCAACGCCCAACAUAUACGAUCGCUAUCUCUGUAUAGACGAUCACUUACUCUGCGACGGUUAUAACUCGUGUCCGGGGGGCGAGGACGAGGAUCGUCGCAACUGCCUCUUCUAUAAAACGACCAAGUCACAUCUGAAUGUGCUGGCGGACGCGCUUCUCCGGGUCAUCAGAGGCUGAGACCUGGAGCAGCGCUCAGGAAGACCAACGUCUCUCUUCUCCCUGCUGAGCCCCCGGACCUAGGUUAGCCAGCUCCGCAUCGCCGCCGAAAUCGUCUCGUCUUCUGGUACCCGUCGCCGCUGCCGCUGCCGCCGCUCUCGGUCGUCAGGCCUCGGAAGCACUGGCGUCGCGAGAUCAGCAUACUCUUCGUCAGAACGUCCAGCCGCUAGAGGUCGAAACGGUCCAACCUCAAGGGCGAUAUGGGCCUGACUGGGAUGCAGUUCUGGCUUAGCGGACGUGGAGUGUCCCCAAUCAGGUCGCGUUUCAACAGCCUAUCAACGCUUAUCUGCUCUACAUGUAUGUAGUUCUAUCAACAACCUGUUAGCCAAUGAGGCCACCAUGUCGCCUGCCUUGGUGGCCCUGCUGUUGGGCCGCGUCUGUGAGGCUCAGCGCCGGUUCAGCUCCGUGGGUCAGCCUUCUCGCGCCUGUUGUCUGUCGGCCGCCCUCGCCUCUCCGGGUCGCCGCCAGAGGAGCGUCAAAUCGGCAUACGCAUGCCCGCAGGCAUUCUCUCACUCUCUUCAGUGCCAGGUGUAAUGGGAAGAGGUUAUCACCUCCUCCCGCGAGAAGGGGGCGCGUUGGGCGGGUCUGAUGCACCUCCUAUGCGGGCCCUGUCUGAUCACUGGCAUAACCAAGACGGCCAGUUCACCUGUGUGGGAACUGGGAAAUAUCUGUUACUGUUUCCUUCGAAAAAUGGUUAUUCAUUCAAUGUGAGCGUUUCAAGACUCAACAAAGCAAUACUCGGGCAAGAAGGGGUCAUAUGGAGACGUAGGGAUCGCUCUGGUGGAUCCAGCCUUGUUUGCUCUGUAUGAACUUGCAUCUACAGCUUGCAGAUAUAACUGGUGACCAAACCCAAGUCUGAUCAAAAACCUAUUCCUCCUGACAGGAGGCAGAUAUGUGUGCUUGGGUACCCUAAAUUACUCCACUGCACUUUUUCGAUUCAUAUGCUUAACUGCCAGGUAUUAUCUAUAAUUAGAUACAACCUCUAUCGAACGAGCACACAUGAUUAUAAUCUAUAGACAAAUGUGCGUCUUCUUUGCUCGUGUCUCUAAUGUAUGCGAUGAAAAUUUAUUCAUUAUUAGUGCAAUAAUGCCACCAACAUCUGUUCGCUCAACUCACCACCCUCUUUGAUGCUGAUAACAAGGUGCUUUUACGACGUUGCGUGUAAUAGGUUUUUCGCGAAAAAGCUAUUUCGAGCUAACAAGAUUCAUUGAACGAUGUUUAACUAUGUCCGUACACUUUAAACUAGCACUCAGGACUAUCAUCAGAAAAAUAUAAUCGGACACACAGCAUUAGGACGUAUUCUACGUUAAUGACGCUAUAAAAGCCACCGCUACCACGAAACACUGCUGUAGCUAUGCUAUGUCGAGUGCUAAAAAUGGCCUUUGCUCGCUAAUAUCACUGUAGACGAAGUAAUUAACACAUUGAAUAUGAACAAUGGGGUUAUAUACGCUUGUAUCAGUAUGCUAAAUCGAUGAAAUACUCCAGCUCAUGGUAGCGACACUUUGUCCCGUCAAAGCAUCAGCUAUUAUUGUCAUUAUGACCGACUGCGACUGUCUCAGGAUUUCUUAUUCCCCCCCCCAAAAAAAACUCUGUUUCAACUGUUGUUGAACGCCGCUUGGCGCCCUCUGGUUGCGGGUGUUGAAGGCUGAAUCUAGUUGAACCGAGUCACAGUCUGAGCUGAGUCUGAGUCGGGUGUCGGCUCGUGCUUGUGUGAGCUUCUCAGUGAGAUCGUUCUGAAAGUGGCGUGAAUCUGCUGGGUCGAGUGCGUUCUGCAAUGACUCGUGCUGUCCAGCGCGAGUCUCUGCGGCCGUCAUACCGCAUUUGUUUGCCGAUUUCACUGUUUAGAAUUAAUUCUGUGUGCAAUUUGGGCAGGAUAUUAUUGUGGAUAAAUAAAUCACGCUAAUAGUACCUGAGGCAUUCAGUAAUAAUUGUAAUUGCAUUGCUGCAAGUCUUGCUAUUCAUCGCCUUUGGUUUCUAUUUUGGUCCAUGUAGUUUGCGCGAACCACUAAAGCUUGAGGUUAGAAGGACUAUGGCACGCAUUUUCCGUUUGUUGAAAAUGAAAUGAUCGAAUUCUCCUUCGCCAUGGAGGUUUGUUUCAGCGAUCUCAGUUUGUGUCUCAUUUCAUGGAUUGUUCACGUUGAAAUGUGAUGUUCAUCUCGGCUGAUGUACCGUCAUUUGUGUACAUUUGUGACAUCGUCUUUGUAUAUAAUUCUCUGUCUCUCUUUCAUCUUCAUUUGCUGCUGUUCGGUCCGUCUGUACGUCUGUCGUUCGGUCGCCGCGGCAGCCCUAAGUUGGCGCAGUGUCUGGUGGUCGCUAGCGAUGGUCCCGUUCGGAUCUCGCUGCCGCUGUACUGAGGGUCGCUCGCCGCACGCCGGCGGGCUCGUGCCGCCUGCCGCCGACCGGCCCAGCUCCACACGAGGGCACAGCUCGACACGAACGGAUAGCGCGGGCGCCCGAGACACGGCGCCCACGUGACCAGUGGGGUCGUCUCGACCUGCGCCCCGGGCCGCCCGGCGCCCGGCACGCGGCGCCCGCCCGGCAGGCAGCCGGCGCUGGCGGCGGCACGACACCGCGCCACGACGACUGUGCCCCGUCGCGGCGCGCCCCGCGGCGCCGCCCCCGCCCCCGCCCGCGCCCGCGCCCCGGCCCCGGCCGUUCGCCGCCGACCGCUGAGCGGCUAGCACGCCACAGCUGGGACCGCAAGCACGCCACCACUGCGCCCAGCGGCCGGCCCCGGGCGGUACCUUUGUCGAUGCCACUUGGGCAAAUGAGAGGAUUAGCCGUCUGGCCGGUCGGUGGACGGCAGCUCUGCCGGCAGCGCUGCGCCUCUACUCCGGUAGACAGGUGCACGGCCGGCGGCCGGGGCCGGGCCCGCCAGCGCGCCCCAACAGCGACCCGCUCUACUUUGUCGCCUGUAACCUGUUCCUGUGAACGUAUAUUUAUAUAGUAUGGUGCCGAGCGCAGUUGUCUGAUGUUUAGCUGUUAUAAAGUGAGCCGCGUUGCCCAACUGCGUGGCUGGCGGCGAUUUAUGAGAUUGGUCACGUGCCGUGUUUAUUUAUAUACACGUGUUGUUGCUGAAAACUGAAUGACACUCAGUCGUUUGGAUCUAUUAUCCACAUUUAGAAAUGCAUUGGCUCAUCGACGCCUGUGAAUCUAUGAUCAAUACCUAGCGCUGGAGUCAGAACUGGACGCCGUCAAAAAAAGCGUUCAUCUCUUCCUACUAUUUUCAUUCCGGUCGGAGGCAUACCAAGGAGCUGUUUGAGCGAGUUGUCUGUGCUGUAAUAUGGCGUGCAACCGUAUCACAUGAAUAUAUAAUAUAUUUUUCUUUCUGGAC
This is a messenger RNA of Amphibalanus amphitrite, 4079 nucleotides long. RefSeq lists its product as uncharacterized. The record is from RefSeq and is a predicted model, not a curated record. Bases 197 to 706 code for a protein of 169 amino acids. The transcript is spliced from 3 exons. Lineage: Eukaryota; Metazoa; Arthropoda; Thecostraca; Balanomorpha; Balanidae. Gene Ontology annotation, molecular function: transmembrane receptor protein tyrosine kinase activator activity; protein binding. Gene Ontology annotation, biological process: positive regulation of MAPK cascade. Gene Ontology annotation, cellular component: terminal bouton.